Triticum aestivum (bread wheat) is the source of this 1117-nucleotide messenger RNA. RefSeq lists its product as uncharacterized. The record is from RefSeq and is a predicted model, not a curated record. Bases 815 to 1117 code for a protein of 100 amino acids. Lineage: Eukaryota; Viridiplantae; Streptophyta; Magnoliopsida; Poales; Poaceae. The transcript has 2 exons.
CGAGCUCAAAAAAAGGAAAAGAGGGAAAAUAAAGACGGAGCGCAAGUACAGCCUUAGGGAUCAGGAUCCAGAGUUUCGGACAGCAAUGGCUCAUACUACAACUUUACUUUCUUCCUCCCCCUCUCACUCUCACUCUCACUCUCUCACUCAAUAAUGUCUUUUUUGCUCGCAGGAAGAAACCAGAGAUUGUUGGAAAGAAAAAGGAAACAGCGCCAACUCAGAGAAGAGGAAAAAAGCAGGGGCGCCAUGGCCAUGGCGAUGGCGAUGGCAAAAGAAAAGCGGGCAUGGCGAUGGGUCGCUCGCUUUGGCGCUCCUCGCCACCAUGGCUCGAGUCCUUGAAAAGCACGGCAGAAUCAGGCUAAAGCAAAAGAAGCCCAGAAGAAAACAAGAAGCCGGAAUACUACCGCUCGCAACAGCGACUGACACAAGCCCCUGCUGCUUCUACUUCCCCCUCCCCCUUCCCCUCUCCCCCGCAUUAUAAUAUGCAGCCACGCCGCAGCAGCAGCGGCAGCAGCCAGCAAGCCAGCGUCGUCACCCCCACCUCCACCGGGGAAAGAAGAAACAGAGGAGGGGACAGGGAGGAGGAGGCGAGCGGCGGCGGGGAGCGCGUGCCUGGUUGGUGGUGCUAUGAGAGGGCCGGCCGCGUCCGGGGGGCGGGCAUCGGCGGCGGCCGUCUUGUUCGGAGUUCUUGUUUUGGUGUCGUUGGUCGUCGUGGUGGCGGAGAGGCCGUCCACGCCGGCGAUCCGAGGGCGGAGGAUGCUGCUGGCUGGAGACGGAGGAGAGACCAGGAUGACUCUGGAGGAUUUCCGGGCUGAUGAUCCUUUCCAGGACAGCGCGAGGAGGGUGCCCAAUGGCCCUGAUCCCAUCCACAACAGGGGCGCUGGCAAGUCCGGAAGAUCGCCGGGGCGAGAGUAGGGGCGCGGAAGCUUCCGACGGUUAUGGUGGGGCAGAGAGAUGGUGCAUUGCAUUGCAUUGCAUCUCAAGAAGGAACAAACAAGAGCUACUACAAUAUAUUAUGCUGGGUCUGGAUGGAUGUUGUGGUGUAACUAGGGAGGGGGAGGGUGGCCUGGACUUGGGACUAUCUUGUUCUAAGCACUGCUAUUUAAGAAGGUUUUAA